Messenger RNA from Hemibagrus wyckioides, 1825 nucleotides. RefSeq names its product immediate early response 5 (gene ier5). The coding region runs from base 380 to 1144 and encodes 254 amino acids. NCBI's taxonomy places the organism in Eukaryota, Metazoa, Chordata, Actinopteri, Siluriformes, Bagridae. The record is from RefSeq and is a predicted model, not a curated record. The transcript has a single exon.
AAACGGUCUCAUUCCUCUCUAGGCUGUUGUUGGGUGCGUAAGAGAAUAUAGGAGCUAAUGUAAUAUCUUAUUAUCACCCAAAAUAACAACAUUAAGGUUUUAGCGAUGCGAUCAUUCUGUUGUCAAAUAUUUAUCGUCGCUACGUUGUGAGAACCGAAUCAGCCUAAGCAGAGGAGCAAAAUACUCCUGAAACAGCUGAUUUUGUUGUAACUGUCUACCAGGAGUUUUUUUUUUUUGGCGCUUUAAACGUUUUAGCUACUAUUUUGAAGUGGAUAAUGUUUAGAUAAGAAUCGAAGUCGAUCGGAAAUUAAGUCUUGAGCUGACUUGAAGUUUGAAACGUUUCGAUUUUUGGAGCCUUUUUUUCUGAAUCAGUCCCGUCAUGGAGUACAAAGUGGAGGCGCACCGGAUCAUGAGCAUCUCUCUGGGGAAAAUUUACAAUUCCCGAGUCCAGCGCGGAGGCAUCAAGCUGCACAAAAACCUGCUCGUGUCUCUUGUCCUCCGAAGCGCCCGCCAGGUUUACCUGAGUGACUACUACAGCGGAGUUUGUCUCAAUUCCCAGCACGGAGAGACCAAAGAGUGGGAGAUCACGGAGGCCGUACAGGCGAAGGAAUCCCUCCAGACCCCCGCGGAGUGUGAGCGGCUCGAGCAGCCCGAGAGCGGCGGAAGUGCUGAGAGCAAGUCACAAGAAUGUCCUCUGGACUCUGACGUUAAUGUUGACGUUUCGCCGUCUUCGACAGAGUCUCCUGUAACGAGUGACCCUCAGUGUGAAUCUAAAACAACCCAAGUGGACUCUUUGGACCGUGAAACGGAUGGCGUUUCGGGAACGGAAGGGAAUUCAGAGAAGCCUCCGAAACCCAGCGCCUGUUCCAACAGGAAACGGAGUGCUGAGAAGUCACCAUCCAGCACCGACUCUCCUCUGAAACGGACUAAAAAAACCUCCUCGGAUCAGGAGGAAGGCGAGGAGAUGGACACAAGCAACGUGUCAAACCUCAUCACCAUUUUCGGGUCUAGUUUUUCCGGACUUUUGAGCAAAGACAGCGCGAAAGAGGACACUCAGGAGGACGCCGGUGACUCGGGCCAAAUCUGCUGCGACCAAAUGCUAAAGAAUCUCAACCCGUGGAGCACAGCCAUCGUUGCAUUUUAAGGUAGAAAAGUGUUUGAGACUUUAGAGAAGUGUUCACACGUGGUGGUUUGUGCCGUAUUUCUGCUCUGGGUUACUCUAAAACACGUGGUUACGGGACUUCCCCCACCACACGCGCGGUGCUAUCGAGUAGAAGCCCGGCAUGCGGAGUUUUCACCGUGGCCCAGUCUCACAUCAGCCUCGGUGUGGUGCACUAUAUGCUCAUUAUGCCAUACACUAUGUGGUGUACUCAUAAGGGGACUGAGGAGCCGUUUGGAACACGGCCCAUGUUGUAAAACCGAGGAAUGUUAACGUGUUGGUGCUACUACAGAGAGAUAUAGCGUCAAAGGAAAUGACGUCAUUGAACGGAACUAAACUUUUUUCAGCAUUUGUGAGCUCAGUUGAGUUUAACCAGCAAUCAGAGGAUCACGAUGGACGGUGAUUAUUAGUGUGAAGUGUUAUGUUCAUGACCUUUGUACAAAUGAAAAUGUUACACUGAUGUAAGAACUGCCUACAAACCAAGAGUCUGCAAGACUGAGGCCACUGGUUUCCCCCCUCCAGAUGUCUUUGUUUUAUAAAGACUUGUACAUUUGUAACAUUGUUCCUGUACAUAUUGUUUUCAAUGUUGCAUUAUGAAUCUAUGUAUUUUGGUAUUUACUAUUCUGACUAUUACGUGAUGGUCACGUAUUAAAAAAUGUGAAAUGA